Molecule: messenger RNA, 4793 nt
Organism: Macrosteles quadrilineatus (aster leafhopper)
Lineage: Eukaryota; Metazoa; Arthropoda; Insecta; Hemiptera; Cicadellidae
Product: protein suppressor of hairy wing-like
Exons: 12
Coding region: 41-3070 (1009 amino acids)
Biological process (GO): regulation of transcription by RNA polymerase II
Cellular component (GO): nucleus
Source: RefSeq, a predicted model, not a curated record
UUUAAAGUUGUAGACCCCUACGUUUAUUUCUGGUUAACAAAUGUCUCUCGAAGGGGUUCUAAACAAUUCUGAACAAAAUAGCGGGGAAAUCAAAGUUGGAUUCUGUGAAGAUAAUAUGAUAGUUGAUAAUAAUAGUGAUAAUGAUAAUGGUUCUUUGGUUCUUUUGGGCUAUUCAACUGAAAGUGUUACGGGUGAUAUGGAACCAGCGAGUUUCUCAUGUAAACAAAUUGGAGAAUCUAUUAUUAUGAGAAGUGUUGAGGAGUGGUUUGGACAUAGGACCGAUUUAGAUUAUGAUAGCAUUAGGACUGAUAAUUUAUGUUUUAAUAGUGAUGGUAUCAGUGAAAGCAAUAAUGCAGGCCUAGCUGAAAGAACAAUUUCACCUCUUGUCUCUAACAGCAAUUCAAUUAUAGAAGAUGGUGCCUAUAUCAACAGUUGGGAUGACUUGGUUUUAGAUUCGGAUAGUGGGGUCUUAAUAGCCAAAAAUAAUCCUUCAUUUUUAAGCUCACAGGCAAAAUCUGAAUGUGAUCUUGAAUUACCUAAAGCUAUUGUAUCUGAUGUAUACCUGAAUGUGUCUUCCAGACCGCAAAAUGUCCAGCUACCACUUACAAAAAUUUGUGAAAAACAAUCAACUUCAUUUGGCUCUGAACUCAAACUAAAGAUCAAACACAUAUCCUCUGAAAAUACAACACACAAAGCUAAUGAGAGAACCAAAGUCAAGUGUAUCAGUACAAGUUUACCUUUCAUUAAGAUUCCAAGAAACUGUUUGAUGAAAGGCAAAAUCCUUGGUAAAGGGGACAUUUCUCUGCUUUCUGGUAAUAGACCUAUUUCAUUUUUAAAAAGCCCAACAAAUUUUAAUUCAGACAUUACUAAUGCAAGCCAAGCACUGGGGCUUAGUGUAGAUAUUAUACCUGAUGUAAAUAAAACCGUUGAUACUACUCUAACCAGUAAGUUUACUGUGAUUGAUAAAGGACAACUUUAUGGUACAAAACUCACUAAGAUACAACAACACCACUACAAAUCCAAUGUUAACAUGGGUGAAACAAACAUCAAUGUUGCAGUUCCAGUGGAGUCAUCCAAGCCUAAGAAAAACAAAUCCCUGGCCAUUAAGCCUUCGAACUCUCGGAGCAUAUUAAAAAGCAGUGUCUCCAAUAAAAGUGUUGAAUUACCUACUGAUCUAGCUACAAAAAUUUGCGAAACCCCGCCUUCAGAGACUUUGAAUACCAAAAAUUCGAAUCCAUUAGCUUUAGUAGCAAUAUCGACAAAUAAGGGUAAUGAUACAACUGAAAUCAUUAUAAAAACUGAAGAUGGUGAGAACGUUUUCAAAGGAAAAACCAGUGACAUCAUGAAAGCAACUAGUUCAAAAAUGAAGGUUAAAGUUAAGUUAUCACAAAAGAAGGACAAACAAUCCAAGACCUAUAACACGGAACAUGAUUCUGCUCAGGUAGAACAAUUGAUAAGUAAAGUGUGUGGCAUGGAUCUGAACACUCUAGAGGACUAUGAUGCAAUUUCCCAAGGCCCUUUGAAUUGUCCUAUUGACGAUUGCAAUUACUCCACCAUGAAAGGUCCAGUGAUGAAAGUGCACAUUCUCCAACAUUAUAAAAUUCGCCCAUUCAAGUGCAACUAUCCAGGCUGCACUUGGGCAUUUUACACAAAUUUUCGUUUGAAAAGGCAUCAAGGGAUCCACUCAAGAGGGCCUAAGAAGAAAGAAUUCCAAUGUCCUGUAGGAGGGUGCGGAAGGAGAUUUACGACUGCCUACAACGUUAAUACACACAUGAAGUUACACGAGCGACCGAUCAUGGUUACCUGCCAAAUAAACGGAUGUGACCGAGCGUUUCAAACGAGACGCGGCUACGAAAAACAUCUGAAGGACCAUGGCAUCCAGUACGCUCCUUAUGUGUGUUCUAUUGAGGGUUGCGGCAAAAAGUAUUUCACCAUUAACUCCCUCAACUCCCACCUCCGCAUCCACCAGCAUCCCGAGGAGGAACUGAAAUGCUCCUAUUGUGAGAAACGAUUCGAGCAGCCUUGUCGACUAAAGGCACACAUGAACACACACUUGGGCUUUAAACCGUACGUCUGCGACUUUGAGAAUUGCCCAUGGGCUUUCACAACCUCCAGCAAGUUACGAAGACACCAACGAAAGCACACACAGACUAGAAAACACAUUUGUAAAGUUUGUAACAAGUCAUUUCUACGUUCUGAACACUUGAAGGAUCAUAGCCUGAAGCAUUUUGUUAAAAGAUCGUUCCUGUGUUCUAUCCGUGAUUGUGGGAUGAUGUUUUCCAACAAGUCGACAAUGUACGCCCACCUCAAGAAACACCGAGUACAAGACGCCAAGAUAAGCGAGACAACGGUGACGACGUUCCCAUGCCCCAUAGACACUUGCAAAAUGGUGUUUAACACAAUAGAAAGUCAACGCAUACACAUGCAGAACUGCCAUGUACUGACAGGUUUAAUCAACAAUGAAAACUCGCAGGACACUAUUCAGUUGCUCUCAGACGACAACUUGAUUGCUUUAGACGGCCUCCCGGGAAAUAGUGCAUCCUCAGGUUCGGGAAUGGUCAGUUUCAACUCACAGGAAGGACUGUUGGUCGGAAUGUCAGAUUUGGUGCAAUGCAUUCCUGUCAUGGAGCAAGGUGACUUUUCCGAGUCUAACUCGUCCAACAAUAUCACCACCCAAGUCGUGUUCACUGAUGACAUGGAGGAUGGUGACAAUCAAGUUAUGGAGGAAUCGAACCCUUUAAACAUCACUGAAACUGAGAAUAUUGGCUCGGCACGCACAGAUAUUCCUUACAAGGCGGGGCCCAGGGACAAGCAGAUGUCUUCAUUGGCGGGGCAGCACAGCAGAGGCCUACACUCCGCCUCGGAUGUGGUGUUGUCUUCAGGUCUGCUGGAGCGGGGUCUACUCUUACAGGACGAGUUAUCUGGAGGUGACUUGUACUCGAGUCAGGAGGAGAGUGGGAGUCUGUUGAGCAACGUGGGGGAACUGCAAGUACUCCUCUUGGACUCUUCUACGAGAGAGCAAACUUCGGAGUUUGAACAAUCCACGAUCAACCUACGAGAUUUGGAGUAACCAACACUGCCACGCUAGUCGAUAAUCGUAAGUCGUUACUGACCCUAUAAACUUCAACUUGCACAUGUUUCAAACUGUGAUCUAUGUAGUGUUUGUGAAAAUUGAGUGACAUUGAGAUUAAACUCAUGAUUUUAUUGUAACUCGUAACUCAUAGGUACAGUUGACUCUCUUCCAUUCGGACCUCUGACGUUCGUAUUGGACCCAUUUAAAAACUACCAAACUUUCAAACUACCAGAUAUUUACACCAAAACUACUAAAUACGUUGUAAAUAUGUGUGAAAAAAUGGUAAACACUAAUACUCUACAAAAGGGGUGUAGCAAAAAUAUCUGUACCAAAAAGUUGGACAAACAUGUGGUGACUUGUUUUACAAGAGUAUGAACAAAACCUGUAAGUGUUAUGCACGGAGGCUGUAGAAAGUCUGAAAUUGAGAUGAGUCAUCUGUACCAAUUGAUUACUAUUUAGAAGCUUUAAAACAACACAAGAAUGGACGUUUUAAGCAACUUGUUCUUAUAAACUAUUAGUUACCAUUCAUCUUGUAAUAUUACUUUCUGAAUUGUGUAAGAUAUCAGAAAUAAUAAUUUGUAUAUUUUUUUAAGAAUAUUUUUAUAGUGAUUAAGUUUUUUUUUUUUGCUCGUAUCUACGCCAGUGGCAUUUUUGUAAUGUUUGGUUAAAUCAUGAAAUAUGAGCCCUUAUGUUUUUACGAUAUCUUUAAAAAUAUAUAUUUUUUUUAUUAAAAUAUAACGAUUAGCAUUUUAUUUUUGCAAACUUAGUUAAUUUACCUUCUUCAAAUAUUUGGUUACAUACUAGGGUAAAAUAAGUUGUGAAAUCAUAAUAAUUUACAAGUUUUUCAGACCUGUUAUGACAUUUAAUCUGAAUGAUAAAAUUAUUGUAAGUAAUGAAAUUAAAUGAUUUUCUGAGCCACCUAUACUGAAUGAAUCAAAAGGUUAACGGUUCAAUCGUAAGAAGUUGUUUUUAAAAAGUAACUGGACCCAUUUCCCCUUGAUUAUUAUUAUUACUAUUAUCAAUUAUUUAAGAUGGGGACGCCACUAUGUGUGUAUUUUAAUCCAAAUAUGAGUGUAGGAUGAGUGGCACGAUCUUGUAGUCUUGUUAGUGACUAAGGCCGACAUAUUCCUUAGACACAGCUGUUAAUUAAUAGCCCAAACAGAUAAUGGCAACUAAGGGACCUACAGUUUAAUAGUAGAAUCCGAACUACAUUCUUGCCUUUGUAUUAAAUUGGUCUAAUUAUCAGGAUAGUACUGCGGAUAGUCGUAGUACUCACUAGUGCGGAUGUUAAUCCACACCAGGGAGUAUUGCAUCCACAGUGCAUCUCCAUAACCAUUAUUGGACUCAUAAUGGUCCUCCUGGCUAACAGCUGAUUUCAUUCAUUUAGCAAAAUACAAAAUGGCGGAUUAGUUAACAAAGUGAUUUUGAAAAAAAUUUCAACAAAGUGAUUUUGAAAAAAAAUUUCAUUCAUAAUUUUCUCUUUGUUUUGCACCAUUGACCCAUAGAACCAUCUCCAGAGUUAAGCUGUUUACUUACAGGACACCCUGUAUAAAUUAAUCUGAAAUAGUCACAAAAGAUAAUAAAUAAUCUGAAACUGUAUACAGUAUAUAGGUGGAUUGUAACAAAUAUUUAGUUGUUUAUUUAUUUAGAAAACUAAUCAAUUGUACUUUGAUCAAGAAUUGUCACAUAAGUUGACGUGAAGUGUUUUGUAUUUGUGAAU